AUGAACAAACGGAAAGAAACGCGUUUCUCUUGGCUUCCCGUUCUCCUCGCAAACAUCACCUACCACUUGUGUCUCACUAAAUUCGUCGACGUCUAUGGGGAUCUGGCGCAAGAGUUGGGGCAGCAAGUCAUCUUCAAUUUGGAACAGCCGGGAAAUUGCGCCAAAACAAUCACCUCGGCAUUUUUUGCGCAGCCGGAAGGCUUUCGUGUGCAGGCGUAUCUCGAUGGAGCCGCGAUUGACAUCUUGCAAAACUUCACCACCGCCACCACGUUUUCGAUGGCCACCGGCGCGCUUCGCAUCGAGAUUACGAAUAUUCAAGACGGGACCCCGCCAAAGCCCUGGCAUCAGCUGUUUACCGUUUACGGAGACGAGUACCGCAUCGUUGCCAACACCCGCGAUAUUCCCAACUACGGGGUGAAUAUGAUGAUCGCCGCCGGGCCUGCCAAGAAAUACAUUUUCUACCAGCCUUCGGCGGAGAUCGACCUCGCCUCGGUCGCCAUACAGCUCAAGCUGGACGGCGAUUGUCCGGCCAAUGUUUGGCAGGGGCUGACACGCAACGAACAAACACACUUUUAUGGUUACAGAUGCCGGCCAGGUAUGCGGGGAGAAAGUCUACCGUACCCUGAUACCGGAUCCGAUCUAUGGACGGUACCUGACGUU
Mesorhabditis spiculigera is the source of this 660-nucleotide messenger RNA. The record is from the annotation of a GenBank genome assembly. NCBI's taxonomy places the organism in Eukaryota, Metazoa, Nematoda, Chromadorea, Rhabditida, Rhabditidae.